This is a messenger RNA of Panicum hallii, 1287 nucleotides long. RefSeq names its product protein-ribulosamine 3-kinase, chloroplastic. The transcript is spliced from 9 exons. The record is from RefSeq and is a predicted model, not a curated record. The coding region runs from base 55 to 1083 and encodes 342 amino acids. Lineage: Eukaryota; Viridiplantae; Streptophyta; Magnoliopsida; Poales; Poaceae.
AGCACAUUUGCCCACCCACACAGCCACCCGUCCCAGCUCUCUCUGGCGAGCGCGAUGGCCGCAAACGUGGCGCUGCUCUCCGCCUCCUCGCCCUCGACUUCCGCCGCAGCCUCCUCGUUCCUCUCCCGCCGUCCUCUACCUCGCUGCUGCGCGGCCUCCCCCCGAAGAGCAAGCUCCCGUCUCUCCAUCAUGGCGGCGUUGGGCGAUGACCCAAUCAGGGAAUGGAUUCUUACAGAAGGGAAGGCCACGCAGAUCAAAGGGACCAGGUCCAUUGGUGGUGGCUGCAUUAACUCCGCUCAGCGCUAUGAUACUGACGCGGGCCCCUUCUUUGUGAAGACCAAUAGCCGCAUUGGUCCUGAAAUGUUUGAAGGAGAAGCUCUUGGUUUGAAGGCAAUGUAUGACACAAAGUCGAUCCGUGUUCCUUUGCCAUACAAGGUUGGACCAUUGCCCACUGGUGGUUCUUUUAUCAUCAUGGAGUUUAUAGAAUUUGGUCGCUCUAGAGGAGACCAGUCAGUUUUGGGAAGGAAGCUUGCUGAAAUGCAUAAGGCAGCUAAAUCUGAUAAUGGAUAUGGUUUCCAUGUUGACAAUACUAUUGGCAGCACUCCACAAAUUAACACUUGGACUGCUGACUGGAUUGAGUUUUACUCUAAGCAUAGAUUGGGCUACCAGUUGGAGUUGGCAUCGAGACGAUAUGGAGAUUCAGCCAUAUAUGAAAAAGGUCAGCGAUUGAUCAAGAAUAUCCGUCCACUUUUUGAUGGUGCUGUUCUUGAGCCCUGCUUGCUUCAUGGUGAUUUGUGGAGUGGAAACAUAAGCUCUGAUACUAAAGGAGAUCCAGUGAUAUUGGAUCCUGCUUGCUACUAUGGGCACAAUGAGGCAGAGUUUGGGAUGUCCUGGUGUGCUGGAUUUGGUGGGGACUUCUAUAAUGCCUAUUUUCAGGUGAUGCCUAAACAGCCAGGAUUUGAGAAGAGGAGGGACCUCUAUCUCCUCUACCACUACCUGAAUCACUACAAUCUUUUUGGCUCUGGAUACCGCUCAUCAGCGAUGUCCAUAAUCGAAGACUACUUGUAUCUGCUUGCGGCUUAGUUUUCGCUAUUUACUCUCACAUGAAAACUGAGGCAGCAGUGUACAUGUUCCAUUAUGUAUGUCAGUAUGUUGUGGGUUCAUUUUCUUGUAAAAUGUCUUCCUCUUUUGUGCAUAGAUCACACUACAUUCCUGUACCAAUCACUAAAAGAUCCUCAGUUAUGUAAAUAUCUCACUGUCAAUGCAUCGUGAUCUUGUUUAUGGAUA